This is a messenger RNA of Aureobasidium melanogenum CBS 110374, 1515 nucleotides long. Its product is annotated as benzoate 4-monooxygenase cytochrome P450. NCBI's taxonomy places the organism in Eukaryota, Fungi, Ascomycota, Dothideomycetes, Dothideales, Saccotheciaceae. The coding region runs from base 1 to 1515 and encodes 504 amino acids. The record is from RefSeq and is a predicted model, not a curated record. Gene Ontology annotation, molecular function: oxidoreductase activity, acting on paired donors, with incorporation or reduction of molecular oxygen; monooxygenase activity; iron ion binding. The transcript is spliced from 5 exons.
AUGUCUGUCGAACACAAUCCACUCUUGCUUGCAUCUGCAAACAAAUCAUGGCUUGAGAUACCCAAUCUCUCCGAUCUGACGUUUUGGCGUCUACUAUUCACGUGUCUUGCCCUCUAUACCGGUUAUGUAGCAUGGGAUGUCUUUUUCGGUCCGCUCUCUCAUGUACCAGGUCCCAAGUUAUGGGCUGCAUCGCACAUGCCGAAGGCUAUCAUGCUAUGGACUGGCUCCGAGGCGAUAACCAUGCCAAAAUUACACGAAACAUAUGGUUCUGUUGUAAGGGUUGCUCCUCGCGAACUCAGCUUCAAUGACGCCGUUGCCUGGAAAGCCAUUUAUGGUCACAAUACUGGCGGCAAGACCAGAACCUUUAAAAAAGACCCCAGAUUCUAUACCACGAAUCCUCAAUCAACAAGGCACAUUGGUACUGCGGAUGACCCUAACCAUACUCGACAACGCCGUAUACUGGCAAACAGCUUUUCUGACAAGGCAUUGCGAGACCAGGAACCUUUACUGAAGCAAUGGGCUGGUCUGAUGGUUACGAUGAUGCGAUAUAAUACUGACAGUUGCAGAUUUGACAUAAUGUCGGAUCUUACCUUUGGUGAACCACUAUACAUGCUGGAGAAAUCCGAAUAUGCUCCAUGGGUCAAAAAUGUAUUCGGCGGCGUCAAAGUCAUCGGCAAAUUCAUAGCAAUCAGGCAGCUCCCAUUUAUGCCGUGGCUACUUUCAAAACUCAUUCCAGCAUCUGCACGCCGCAAACAAAGAGAGCAUGAGAAGUACUCAUCUGAUCGAGUCGAUCGCCGUCUAGCUCGUGAUCCUGAAAGACCGGAUUUCUGGACAGAGGUCUUGAGACGAUCCGAUGAUGGUAUGGGAAAUGCUACAGCUGGCAUGUCGCUGGCCGAAAUGCAUGCCAAUGCUGCAGUCUUCAUGAUGGCGGGCACAGAGACAACUGCGACGCUACUCUCAGGUUUGACAUAUUACCUCUUGAUCAAUCAGGACAAGCUUGCAAGGCUGGCGGCAGAAAUAAGAGGGAGCUUCAUGUCAGAACACGACAUCACCGUGGAUGAGCUGGCGAAACUGCCAUAUCUCAAUGCCUGUAUCAAUGAAGGCCUACGCAUGUACCCUCCCGUAUCAGGCGGUCUACCACGUAAAGUGCCCGCAGAAGGCGCAACAAUCGCUGAAACAUGGGUUCCUGGAAACGUCUCAGUGGCAGUCAAUCAAAGAGCCACCUAUCAAAGCAGCACCAACUUCUGUAACCCCACCAGCUUCGUACCCGAACGCUUCCUCGGCAACCAAGAGUAUACAAACGACAAUUUCGCUGCGUUACAGCCUUUCAGUCUCGGACCCAGAAACUGCAUUGGUAAGAACUUGGCUUACCAUGAGAUGCGACUGUCUUUGACGAUGGUGCUGUUCAACUUUGAUAUCAGUCUAGAAGAGGAAAGCGGAGAUUGGUCGCAUCAGAAAGUGUUCAUUUUCUGGGACAAGAAACCUCUGAUGGUCAAGUUGAAGGCUGUGAGAUGA